Thecamonas trahens ATCC 50062 is the source of this 876-nucleotide messenger RNA. RefSeq names its product sterol desaturase. Gene Ontology annotation, biological process: sterol biosynthetic process. Lineage: Eukaryota; Apusomonadida; Apusomonadidae. The transcript has a single exon. The record is from RefSeq and is a predicted model, not a curated record. Bases 1 to 828 code for a protein of 275 amino acids. Gene Ontology annotation, molecular function: C-4 methylsterol oxidase activity; iron ion binding.
AUGCUCGGCGAGGCUGGGGCAUGGCUGGCGGGUGCUGGAGCGGCGCAAUGGGGCGGGGUGUGCGCGGCGACGGACAGGCUCGGCCUCUAUGUCGGAGUGACACAGGCGGUGAUCUGUGGGAUCUACUAUGGGCUCGGGGCCAUGUUUCUGGUGCUGGACCUGUGGCAGCGUCCUCAAGUGCUGUACGCCUGCAAGCUGCAGGGCGAGCGGCCGUUUGUGGCUGGCGGAAGCAAGUGGAACCCGGCGCUGGCCAAGUUGGCGAAGAGCCUGAUCAUCGGCUAUCUGACCGUCAUCCUUCCUGCCAAUAUGGUGCUGUACGCACUUGCCGAGUACCGCAAGUGGGGCGUUGUUGCGCCUUGUGGCCGGCUACCAACCCUUGGCGAAUUUGUGGGCCACCUGGCGUUCUGUGUGGCUCUCGAGGAGAUCUUGUUCUACUACGGCCAUCGGGCGCUGCACAAGCCUGGCUUGUACAAAGCCAUCCACAAGCAGCACCACGAGUUUAUUGCGCCGAUUGCACUUGCGGCCAACUACGCCCACCCGAUCGAGGUCCUCCUGUCUAACGUUCUCCCGCUCAUGGCCGGGCCGGUCCUCAUCGGCGCGCACAUCGUCACCAUGUGGACCUGGUUUGCCAUCGCCAUCGUCGGCACCCUCACCCAUCACUGUGGCUAUCGCUUCCCGUGGCAUCCGCUCUUUGACCAUCAGCCCAACUUCCACGAUACUCACCACGAGCGAUUCCUCUGCAACUACGGCCUACUCGGCAUCCUCGACUGGCUCCACGGCACCUACCGCGAGUCGCGCGGUUCGUCGGCCCAAGUCAAGGCCGCGUAGGCUACAUAGGCACGGGCGAACACCUGCAUAAACCAUUUGAUCCUCGAC